UUGGACGCUGUUGCAUUGUGGGACAAACGACUGACGCGGCGGCCAUUUUCCCGCUGGACGCUGCUUCCCAUUGUGGAUACGAGGAAGAAAAUAGACACAAGCGAAACAUUUCUCACGACUUCUACUCACUUUUCCUCCCAGGUGAUUUUUAGUAAUCAUGGCUCGUACCAAGCAAACCGCCCGUAAGUCCACUGGAGGCAAAGCCCCACGUAAGCAGCUGGCCACGAAGGCUGCCCGCAAGAGCGCCCCUUCCACUGGGGGUGUCAAGAAGCCCCAUCGCUACAGGCCCGGUACCGUGGCUCUGCGUGAGAUCCGUCGUUACCAGAAGUCCACCGAGCUGCUGAUCCGCAAGCUGCCCUUCCAGCGCCUGGUGAGGGAAAUCGCCCAGGACUUCAAGACCGAUCUGCGUUUCCAGAGCGCAGCCAUCGGGGCUCUGCAGGAGGCCAGCGAGGCCUACCUGGUGGGUCUGUUUGAGGACACCAACUUGUGCGCCAUCCACGCCAAGCGUGUCACCAUCAUGCCCAAAGACAUCCAGCUGGCCCGUCGCAUCCGCGGGGAGCGUGCUUAAACCCUCUUCUCCUCAGUCUUCCCCCCGUUUCCACACCUUCCCGCCCUUCCUUCACCCAUCUGUCUCUCCGCCCCUGAGCACCUCACCCGCUCCCCCUCCCCCCCCCUCCUCCCUGUGAUAGUAGUGUGUAGAAGAAGACUGAUUAUAUUAUGGAUAACGUGUAUAGUCGUGGUUUUUCUUAGUGCUCUCGGCAGCAGACUUCUAGGGUACUCUCUUUUUCGUGCAUGUACCGACUCUUUGGUGAUGGGAUCUCCUUAAGCACACGCCUCCUGGUUUGUACUGACUCUACUCAGACUCUGAGGAGGAGAGGAUGACUUCUGGAUAGAACAGGGAACACACAUAGACUAGAGUAAUGCAAAUUGGGGAGGGACAGGUAGGAGGAGAGGGCGGGUAUGAGUCUGCUGGGAGACUUUGGUCUCCUUUCUGCAGCAGGGUGCUAGAAGAACUUACCUGGUCGUCUCCUCCUGCUCUCGAUCCUUGCUCAGAAAUGGUGUUGGUGUCUUUUACAGACGGCCGAUGCUGUAUUUUCUGUCCCCGUGUGCGUCUGCAUGAGGUUUGGUUCUGAUCGCAUAAUGUACACCAUCCAUCAGCAUCUUUGGAGAACUUGAUUUAUGAAGACCAUACUGAUCAUCACUGUCAUUCAUCAGGUUAGGGUUAUUUUUUUUCAAAUAAGUCUGGCGGACGUUUUAAUUUUUUCUUCACUUCAAACUAUAUGACGAGGAGACGGGGGGAUUAAUCAGAUUAAAACACUGACUGAGUACAUAAACACAAAAACAGAUUUGUGAAGCUAUUGACUUAUUUUGGCACCAAAGUUUGAUCUUCUUCUUGAUGCUCUUUUCCUAAUUCACAGGAGAGUUUAACCACCUGUUUUUGUGGUGUUCAAAAUGUUAUCUCAUUAUUUAAAGCUGAAGCAUGAGAGCUCAAGUACGGUGUCAGAGAUAUUUUUCUAGUAGUGGCUCAUUUAAAAAAAAAAAAAAAAAAAAACAGGUAACAGGUUUGUAAUUUUCUUCAAAACCAAAAGGCUCUCAAAGUGGGCAAAUUAAUUGUAUUGUUUAAGCAAACUAGCUGAUUAAAAUGUGAACAUGUAUUUUAAAUCAUUGUUACAUGAUACAAAUAAUACAGGUGUUUUCUGUGUACGUCCCCCUGUGCUUCUAUUUUAUUUCUCCGGAUCAGUCGAUCGUUUGUAUGCCGUUUCUCAGGUCGUCUUGUCGCCCUUUUAACUUAAUUUAAUUUUUUUUUACUCAAUUUGAUUUUCUUUUUGAAAUGUUGAGGAUGAUGUUUCAAUUAAACAAUGUUUGUAUUUUCCAGAUUUGUCAUAUAAGGUGGUAAUAAAUGGAUGUUACACACA
Messenger RNA from Gasterosteus aculeatus aculeatus (three-spined stickleback), 1916 nucleotides. Its product is annotated as histone H3.3A. Gene Ontology annotation, cellular component: nucleosome. The record is from RefSeq and is a predicted model, not a curated record. NCBI's taxonomy places the organism in Eukaryota, Metazoa, Chordata, Actinopteri, Perciformes, Gasterosteidae. Gene Ontology annotation, molecular function: structural constituent of chromatin; DNA binding; protein heterodimerization activity.